Arabidopsis arenosa is the source of this 715-nucleotide messenger RNA. The record is from the annotation of a GenBank genome assembly. NCBI's taxonomy places the organism in Eukaryota, Viridiplantae, Streptophyta, Magnoliopsida, Brassicales, Brassicaceae.
GCCACGUGUUCUCGCGUGAUUGGUCGCGUGUUUUUUUUGUGCCGUCGAUUGAUUUUCGCCUUCCUUUUCUCUCGUCGGCGAAAGCUUUGGCUCAAGCUUUGUCCAGCUAUUUCAUCUCCUCUUCUUUCAAAUCGUGUCUUGUAUUUCACUCUCUUCCACUCCGAUCUGUUGUAUCGUUGAAUUGAAAAAGUUUCCACCAACAACCGAUAUAAACGAGGCACUUGUGGAUGCCCCUAACAUGGAGAGAAUCCAGAUGAAUUUAAAGAGAUUGUCUCUUACUGACAUUGUGAUUGAUAUCAACAGAGUGCCCAAGAAGAAGAAUUUGAUUGAGGCAACGGACAAGGCUGUAUCUAAGCUAUUGGCUAGAAACCUCAAAGUCUGCGGGAACAUAGGAGUUUUUUCUUCUCAUGGUGAUCUUGCAGAGGACUUAUCUCAUAUCAGUGAUGUUGAGGUUGUGGUUUAUCUGUCUGCAGGUCUUGGUUCUCAAGCAGAGGAUAUAUGGGCAAAGGAAAACUGUCAGGGAAAUAGUUGGAGAGGAGCAGAUGAGUCUGAGAAUGGUGGCACAACAAGAGGCUUUCACAUUGGUGGAUUUUUUUGAUGGAUCUGAUAAGUUUUUGUUUUUGUUUUUUUUUCCAACUUUUUGUAACUUUGUAAUUUUCAUAUGUUUUCAAUGUUAAUGUUAUAUGUUUUAUUUUAAUUAAAACUUUUAUAUGUU